AUGGGACAGAGUAACAAUGUAACAGAAUUUAUCCUCCUCGGACUCACUCAAGAUCCUGAAGUUCAAAAAGCUCUAUUUGUGAUGUUUUUGAUCAUCUACUUUGUGACAAUGCUGGGAAACCUACUCAUUGUGGUAACUGUCAUUGUCAGCCCUGCACUGGGUUCACCCAUGUACUUUUUCCUUGCUUAUCUGUCACUCAUGGAUGCUGUUUAUACCACUGCUGUUUCACCCAAGAUGAUUAUAGACUUACUCUAUGAUAAAAAGACUAUUUCCUUCCAAGCUUGCAUGGGGCAGCUCUUUAUUGAACAUUUAUUUGGUGGGGCCGAGGUCUUUCUUCUGGUAGCAAUGGCCUAUGAUCGCUAUGUGGCCAUCUGUAAACCCCUGCACUAUCUGAUCAUCAUGAACCGAAGGGUUUGCGUUCUGAUGCUGGGGGUGGCCUGGAUUGGAGGGUUUAUACACUCUGUGGUUCAACUUCUCUUUGUGUAUAAUCUCCCCUUCUGUGGCCCCAAUGUCAUUGAUCACUUUAUCUGUGACAUGUACCCCUUAUUGGAACUUGCAUGCACUGACACCUACUUUAUAGGUCUCACUGUGGUUGCCAAUGGUGGAGCCAUCUGCAUCAUCAUUUUCACCCUCCUCCUAAUAUCCUAUGGAGUCAUCUUAAACGCCCUGAAGACUCACAGUCAGGAAGGGAGACGCAAAGCCCUGUCGACCUGCAGCUCCCACAUCACAGUGAUCAUCCUCUUUUUUGUCCCCUGUAUUUUUAUGUACGUCAGACCUGUUUCCAACUUUCCGAUUGAUAAAUCCGUGUGUGUUGUUUUUACCAUUAUCACUCCCAUGUUGAAUCCUCUAAUAUAUACCUUGAGAAAUUCCGAGAUGAAAAAUGCUAUGAAAAAACUCUGGGGUAAAAAUUUAGCUAGAUGUAGAAGAAGAAUGUCUGUCCAUAAUGAACAUACCACGGCUAAUCCUAAGGUAGCACAUGGCAAAUAA
Molecule: messenger RNA, 987 nt
Organism: Elephantulus edwardii (Cape elephant shrew)
Lineage: Eukaryota; Metazoa; Chordata; Mammalia; Macroscelidea; Macroscelididae
Product: olfactory receptor 4A16-like
Exons: 1
Coding region: 1-987 (328 amino acids)
Biological process (GO): G protein-coupled receptor signaling pathway
Cellular component (GO): membrane
Molecular function (GO): olfactory receptor activity; G protein-coupled receptor activity
Source: RefSeq, a predicted model, not a curated record